AUGGAAGACGAUUUCCAUUCCCCAACUUCCUUUCCCGGUAUCCACGACCUCAACGGCAAGCGCAUCUCCACCUCCGAUCAUCUCCGUCAUGUUGACUCCAUGUCCAUCUUGCCCUCUGGUGCCGGCCGCAUUUCCAAGCUCAACGCCCUCAUCCUUGGCGAUUCCCUUGCUUCCGAGGAGGAUGAUCUCAUUUUCCCCAGUCCCUCCUUCUCCUCCCAGGCUCUCGUUCCUUCCCCCCAAAAGUAUAUGGAGAUGUACAGCAGGUCAAUUAAAGACCCUGCCGGAUUCUGGUCAGAUAUAGCCUCAGAUUUCUACUGGAAAACUAGGUGGGGCCCUCAGGUAUACUCGGAGAAUUUGGACAUCCGAAAAGGGAAUAUCAAGAUCGAGUGGUUCAAAGGUGGUAUCACCAACAUAUGUUAUAACUGUUUAGAUAGACACGUCGAAUCUGGAAAUGGAGAUAAAGUUGCCUUUUUUUGGGAAGGAAAUGAACCUGGUUUUGACGCUAUGUUGACUUACAGUCAACUGCUUUCCAGAGUCUGCCAGCUUGCCAACUACUUGAAAGACGUUGGCAUCUGCAAAGGAGAUGCAGUGAUCAUUUAUUUGCCCAUGCUAAUGGAGCUGCCAAUUGCCAUGCUGGCUUGCAGUCGUAUUGGUGCUGUUCAUUCGGUUGUUUUUGCUGGAUUUUCUGCUGAAUCCCUGGCCCAGAGAAUUAUGGAUUGCAAACCCAAGGUCGUAAUAACCUGUAAUGCUGUUCAGAGAGGAUCCAAAAUUAUUUAUCUUAAAGAUAUUGUUGAUGCAGCCCUUACAGAAUCUGCAGAAAAUGGCGUUGCUGUGGAUGUAUGCUUGACCUAUGCAAAUGAAUUGGCUAUGAAGAAAGAAUCUACAAAGUGGAAAGAGGGAAGAGAUAUUUGGUGGCAGGAUGUUGUUCCAAACCAUCCCUCUGCAUGUGACAUUGAAUGGGUUGAUGCGGAAGAUCCACUUUUCUUACUCUACACUAGUGGGAGCACUGGAAAGCCUAAGGGAGUCCUUCAUACUACUGGAGGAUACAUGGUGUACACUGCGACAACUUUCAAAUACGCAUUUGACUACAAGCCAUCGGAUGUAUACUGGUGUACAGCAGAUUGUGGAUGGAUUACUGGUCACAGCUAUGUUACUUAUGGACCCCUGCUUAAUGGAGCAACUGUUGUAGUUUUUGAAGGGGCGCCUAAUUAUCCAAAUGCUGGACGAUGCUGGGAAAUUGUAGACAAAUUCAAGGUCUCAAUAUUCUAUACUGCCCCCACAUUGGUGCGGUCUCUCAUGCGUGAAGGGGAUCAGCAUGUCAAGCGUUAUUCACGCAAAUCCUUGCGAGUGCUUGGAAGUGUGGGCGAACCAAUCAAUCCAAGUGCAUGGAGAUGGUUCUUCAAUGUGGUUGGAGAUUCAAGGUGCCCUAUUUCUGAUACUUGGUGGCAAACGGAGACUGGGGGUUUCCUGAUUACUCCCUUACCUGGUGCGUGGCCUCAGAAACCCGGAUCUGCAACAUUCCCUUUUUUCGGAGUUCAGCCUGUCAUAGUCGAUGAGAAGGGUGUUGAAAUUGAGGGUGAGUGCAGUGGAUAUUUGUGUGUGAAAGCUUCAUGGCCUGGUGCAUUUCGAACUCUUUACGGGGACCAUGAAAGAUAUGAAACUACAUACUUCAGUGCAUUUCCUGGCUAUUAUUUUAGUGGUGAUGGCUGCAGCAGGGACAAGGAUGGUUACCACUGGCUCACUGGAAGAGUUGAUGAUGUUAUUAAUGUUAGUGGGCAUCGUAUUGGAACGGCAGAGGUUGAAUCAGCUCUAGUUUCACACCCGCAGUGUGCCGAAGCUGCUGUGGUUGGUGUUGAACACGAGGUCAAAGGACAAGGUAUAUAUGCAUUUGUUAGUCUAGUGGAAGGUGUUCCAUACAGUGAAGAGCUCCGCAAAAGCCUCAUAACGACGGUGAGAAACCAGAUUGGAGCAUUUGCAGCACCAGACAAAAUUCAUUGGGCACCUGGUCUUCCAAAGACGAGAAGUGGCAAGAUCAUGAGAAGAAUUUUGAGAAAAAUUGCUUCAAGGCAAUUGAAUGAACUCGGGGACACAAGCACGCUUGCGGAUCCUAGCGUCGUUGAUCAACUUAUAGCUCUAUCAGAUGCCUAA
This is a messenger RNA of Oldenlandia corymbosa var. corymbosa, 2148 nucleotides long. NCBI's taxonomy places the organism in Eukaryota, Viridiplantae, Streptophyta, Magnoliopsida, Gentianales, Rubiaceae. The record is from the annotation of a GenBank genome assembly.